Molecule: messenger RNA, 2970 nt
Organism: Gossypium raimondii (Peruvian cotton)
Lineage: Eukaryota; Viridiplantae; Streptophyta; Magnoliopsida; Malvales; Malvaceae
Product: probable disease resistance protein At4g27220
Exons: 2
Coding region: 163-2862 (899 amino acids)
Molecular function (GO): ADP binding; protein binding
Source: RefSeq, a predicted model, not a curated record
CUUAAAACGAAAACUGAACUCCACCACUUUGCCAUCAUAUUUUCAGCAACCAUCCAACUUGUUUUGCUGCUUUUCCUCGUUUGUGGUGCUUUGCUCUUUUUUUCCCGCUCCGGUUAUCGUCUUCGAAUAAGUUAGCCAAAAAAGUACUCUUAACUGACAGCCAUGGACUUUGUUCUGAAUAAGAUUCAUAAACAACUGGACAAUCACAGAAGCCUUGACCAGCAUCAGAAUGACUUGAAAAGGAAAGUAAUGGAAUUGAAUGGUGUGAAGGAAGAUACAGAUUCUAGAAUCAACGCAGAGCUGCAGCCAAGAAAGAAACUCAAGACGGAAGUCCAGAUAUGGUUGGAAAAUGUCGAAAGAAUCAAUGUCGAAGUUCAAAACCUUAAUGAACAAAUCGGUGAAAGCAUUACUCUUACACGUGGAUUUCAUGCAGAGGAUGUGUUAAAGAGGACAAGAGAAGUUGAGGAACUUAUUCAACAAGGCAAAUUUGAGGAAGGCUUGGUGGUUGACCAUCCUCAAUGGAUUGGACAGGUUUUGUCGACUACAACUUUAUCUGGUGAAAGUGCAAAGGCCUGUUUGGAAGAGAUUUGGCAGUGUUUGAUGGAUGAUGAGGUUGGAAAGAUUGGAGUUUGGGGGAUGGGUGGUGUGGGGAAAACAAGCAUCAUGAAGCUUAUAAACAAUCAACUCUUAAAAGAGACGGGGAAAUUCCAUAUUGUAAUUUGGAUCACUGUAUCCAAGGACAAGAGUAUUUCUAAGCUACAGAAAGACAUGGCAAGUAAGAUUGGAAUAAGCUUUUGUGGUGAUGAAGAUGAAAUAACAAGGGCAGGGAUGCUGUUUGAAACACUGUCUCGGAAGAGUAGGCUUGUGAUGAUCUUGGACGAUAUAUGGGAAGAGGUUUCCCUUGAGAAGGUUGGAAUUCCUGAACCAUCUACCGGGAGUAAAUUAGUCUUGACAACGAGAUCAUUUGAUGUGUGUCGAAAAAUGAGUUGUAGAGCAAUUAAAGUGAAGCCUUUGGUGGAAAAAGAGUCGUGGAAGUUGUUCUCGGAGAAGGUGGGUCGGGAUAUUCUAAAUAUUCCAGGGGUGGAACCAAUUGCAAAAAAGAUUGCUAAGCGUUGUGCGGGUUUGCCCUUGGGAGUAAUUACUGUAGCUUCUUGUAUGAAGGGCAUUGAUGACCUUUCUGAAUGGAGGAACGCACUAAAGGAAUUAAGUGAACACAAACAAAGUGUUAAUGGAUUGGAAGAUGAGGCGUUCCAGCAGCUGCGAUUUAGUUAUGAUCGUUUGAAGGAUCCAAAACUUCAACAUUGUUUCCUCAGUUGUGCUUUAUAUCCUGAAGAUUGGAGAAUUGAAGAGAGAGAUCUUGUUCAAAUAUGGAUUGCAGAAGGGCUUGUGGAAGAAAUGGAUAGCAGGCAGGCAGAGUUUGACAGGGGUCAUGCAAUAAUGAAUAAACUCUUGAGCAAUUGUUUGUUAGAAGUUUUUCAAGGAAGCGACAAUGACAGAUCAAUAAGGAUGCAUGAUCUUGUAAGGGACAUGGCAUUACAUAUCACAAGUGCAAAACCUCGAUUUUUGGUAAAAGCUGACAUGGGAUUAAGGGAGCCACCGAAGGUGCAAGAAUGGAGUGAGGAUUUGGAGAAGGUUUCAUUGAUGUGGAAUGGGGAGUUAGAAGUUCUGUAUCCCUUGGAAAUGUCACCACCAAAGUGUCCGAUGCUCACAACAUUGUUGCUGCCUGGUUGUGGUAUAAAGAGUAUUCCCGAAGGUUUCUUCAACCAUAUGGAUGGACUCAAGAUUCUUAAGCUUUCUCUUAAUCCUAUCAAGAGUCUCCCAAAUUCCAUAUCAAAUUUGAAGAAUCUCACUGCAUUAUUGCUUGCUUACUGUGAUCAUUUAGAGUAUGUGCCAUCGUUGUCAAAGCUUCGAGUUUUAAAAGAGUUGGAUCUUCGAGGAACAAAAAUCAAGGAAGUCCCUCAUGGGAUGCAAAACUUGUCCAGCCUGAAGUGCCUAGAUCUAAAACAUUCGAUCGUACUUGAGAUCCCGAAUGGAAUAUUGUCCAAACUUUCUUGCCUUCAAAUUUUGAAUGUUAGUGAAACAUUGGUAAGUGGAAAGGAGGUUGGUAAGUUGAAGAAAUUGGAAAUGGUUGAAGGGAGGUUUUACGACUUCCAAGACUUGAGCAUGUAUCUCCAAGCUUUUCAUGGUCGAGAAGAACCUCCUAAAUAUAUCAUCCAUAUGGGUAAAAGACCAUUUCCUGCGGCCAUUUUAACAACAAAAGGCAUUGAAUUAGGGGAUUCCAAUAUCUCCAACCAGAUUAUGCUUCCACGUGACAUUGAGGAAUUGUAUGCUGGUAACUGCACUUUCUGUUGUCACGCAAACUACCCACUUUUCUCCAGGUUUGUCCUAACCUCACUUGGCACCUUUUCCUCUCUUACAUACUUUGAAAUAAGGGAAGUGAAAAAUAUGAAAAAGUUGUUCUCUCCAAACUGCGUGCCGCUAAAUUUACAAGUGCUUAAGAUUUCAUUAUGUGUCCAAUUGGAGGAAAUAAUAGCAUUAGAUUUUGAAUCGGACGAAAGAGGAAUGCCUACCAUGGAAUUUAGCCUUCUAAAAUUAAAGAAACUUGUAUUGGAAUGGCUACCUGAAUUGAAGAGUAUUUGCAAUGUUGAUGCAGUGGUGGUUUGUGAAUCUCUUAAAUGGAUUGACGUAAGAGAUUGUCCGAAACUAAAAAGAAUGCCUCUUAAACUUCCCCAACUCCGACCAUUUUCACCUCUUAAACUUCGUAUUUAUGUAAAGCCAAAGGAGUGGUGGGAAUCAGCGGAAUGGGAUGAUCCUGAUGCCAAGUCUCUUUUGAAGCGCUUCGUGAAUUUUGUAAUCUGGUAACUUCUUUUGUAGAGUGAAUGCAAUUCCCAAGUGUUGUAUUUAUUUCAAUCAAACCUACUUCCUUUUUAAUAAUGAAAUAUUUUUAUUUGUACUGUGCUUUGUUAUGUA